AUGAUUCUUAGCGUACGUGCUAGUGAACUCACAUCGGAUUUUAUAGACUCAACCUAUCCCUCCUUGAACUCCAGGCUUUCUCCGGAAUCAACAUCAAGCUCUCUGUCUUCGGUUGCCGGCUCGAACGCGCCCUCAGAGUACUCAGCUACGUUGGACGUGGCAUCUGCUGCCACUACUCCGCCGUGCAUAUCGAGAGACAAACUGGACCGGAAUAUGACGGAUUACAGACUGCAUAGUGUAUCUGCGCUCUGCACUCAACCACAGCCUGGUCUCCCUUCAACAAUGCAGUCCUCAGGAGCUGUUCUCCCAGCUUCUCCCGGCAUGAUCCCCAGAGGAGACAGCUACCAUCUUCAAUAUCAACCAGCCAGGAGCGUGUUUCCAAGCUCCAACGGCAUUGCAAUGAACAACUUAUCACGCUACUCGAAUUAUCAGACAACAAGACCAAUAGAUAUGAACUCGAGUGCGCAGGGUGGCACGAUAUUCGGUACAUCAGGGGGUUUCGUUUUUGACUCACCAGCAUCAAGACAAUCGAGCUCAGCCAACCCUGAAGCCCCACCGUUUCACGAAACCACUGUCCUGCACAAUCUUCUAAUAAACAACCAUGCUGUGAGGCCAGACAUCAAUGCAAAGAUCCAUAAAGGGUUCUUCCAAGUUGAUGGUAAAUGGACGUGUUAUCGACGAAACUACUUCUCUUUGUCCUGCUCAUUCACCCUGAGGCCAUGGAUGCAGAUGCAAAGUUCUCCCCCUUACAUCCAACUUUCCAAUGGCACGACCCCGAGAGUUAAAUCAUUUGCCAUGGCAAUUUCCGCCGUCGUCCAUGGUCAAGAGAACGAGAUCCGUGAACUUGUCCAGCACACACCAAAGCGUGACAAACAAUCCGAGAGACGACCAGGGAAAGUGUCCUUGGAGCCACAACCACCACCAUCAUUAAUGCUUAACACCGGACCAGUAGGAAACGGCCAUCACCAUAUGGCAUUUUCUAUUCCCACCCAGUCUCCUAUGCAUUUUGACUGUGGUUCAGCCUUUGGGAACGGCCACUCUCAAGCAGUACAAACCGCACCUACAUCCCACACCUUUGAGCGAAUUCAGUUUCAAAAGGCAACUGCAAACAAUGGCAAACGUCGUGCACAGCAACAGUUUUACCAACUGGUGACUGAACUCUAUGCUGAUGUUAGUGACCACAACUCGAAAUCCUCGCCACAGUGGAUCUUAGUUGCAAGGCGCCUUUCGUACCCCAUGGUUGUCCGGGGAAGAUCUCCCGGUCACUAUAAAGACGGACGACGUGAAAGUACGACCAGCAUCGGACCGGAGAGCGACACCGGGAACUCUGGAGACAGCCGAAUAGGCGGAUUGACCAGCGGAUUAGUACAGAGUUCACGACAGCCUCCCCCUUUACUUUCUACGUAUGACCAAAGCCAUGGCCGUCGACUGACAGCCACUGACCAGCCGCCAUUAACGGCAGGGUCCCUUGUUUCUUCCUCUUCCUCCUCCCCCGGCUUCGACUUUGGAAUGAUGAAUGAUUCCAUGAAUCCAAUGGAAACCAUGAAGGACACAAACGUUGAUGCAUACGGUCAUCAACCAUACACCUCAGCAACAACCGUUCAACGAAAGGUAUGCAUUGAACCGUCCGGCAUGCGAAACCAUAUGCCUACCUUCAAUGAUACCAUUACCACUACAAAAGGACAGGAUCCCCAGGAUGGCGGAUACGGUGAACCCUUCGAACCAAUGGUUUCCCUUAUGCAUCAUGAUAACAACGGCGACAAUCACUACUUCAACCGUCAGGAUGACCAUGGCCUAAGAAAUGGUAUGAAGAUGCAUGGGCCUUACACCAACCGGCCGACAGCUCAUUACGCUCGAUACUGA
Molecule: messenger RNA, 1863 nt
Organism: Microsporum canis CBS 113480
Lineage: Eukaryota; Fungi; Ascomycota; Eurotiomycetes; Onygenales; Arthrodermataceae
Exons: 2
Coding region: 1-1863 (620 amino acids)
Biological process (GO): meiotic cell cycle; positive regulation of transcription by RNA polymerase II
Cellular component (GO): nuclear chromosome
Molecular function (GO): DNA-binding transcription factor activity; DNA binding
Source: RefSeq, a predicted model, not a curated record